Messenger RNA from Alternaria hordeiaustralica, 2058 nucleotides. RefSeq lists its product as uncharacterized. NCBI's taxonomy places the organism in Eukaryota, Fungi, Ascomycota, Dothideomycetes, Pleosporales, Pleosporaceae. The transcript is spliced from 3 exons. The record is from RefSeq and is a predicted model, not a curated record. Bases 1 to 2058 code for a protein of 685 amino acids.
AUGAACGAGGAGCAACAGCUCUCUCAAGCCGACUUCAACGAACUAUUCGGAUCAGAUGGCUCAGGGCAGCCUAUCUUCUCGACGAACAACAGCGAUAUACUCGAUGACUUCGGUCUUACAUAUGGAGACGGCGCUUUUUCAGCUGUUGACUCACCAAACACCUCUACAACUUCGACUCCCGACUUCUCAAAUUACGACUUCGGCCAAACCGCCGCGGCAUACCCGACUCCCGGACCAAGUACACCCCAUCCCUACCCGCUAGAUCUGCAACGAACCUUCCCAACAACAACUGAUGAUCCAGACCUCAACGAUCACCCUCGGCCUAUGCGAUCUCACACAAACCAUGCCUACCUCCAUUCAGCACACCCAUCGCAAGGCUACGGUCGUCGUCGAUCUUUGAGCACCGGCGAUACAGAUCGCAUUGCCGCAGCCAACAGCAUCACCAAUCCCACUUUCGUUCGGCUCCAAGCGCCGCGUGCGAGAUCAGCCACACCAGAACACAAGAGAAGGCAUGCCGCGCUCUUCCAACAUGGAAGGAGUGUGAGUCAAGGUCCGGCGCCGAGAGGAAGACCACUCAAUCCAACGAGCAUACCGUACUAUACAUACAACGAUACAUUUGUCGCCGACAUGUUCUCUACUCCUAUCGGUACGCCGCUGAACGAGAUGAGAGAUCGCCGGGAUCUGAAACAUGGCGCUGGUCACAACAGUGCCGGCAUGACAGAUGUUGCAGUUCGCUCGGAUAACCCAGUCAUUCGGCAUAUGACACGACCUGAUGAACUUGCACGAAGCAGACGGAUCAUCGAGAUUGGCGCUCUAGCGGUUGCCAGUCACUUGACGCUGGAUCCUAGACUUGGGCUACAAAGUCCGACCACAAACCGCGCCCAAAUUCUCAAGAAGCUCGCCGAUAUCGAAGAACAUUUGGAAGACAAAGAAGCAAAGGAGGCUCUUUCCGCGUGUAAGACGAUCCGAGACGCUUUGUCGAAGAGGAUUGAAGCUGAGUUCGUCGAUACAGUAGACGAGGUGGCAGAAGAAUAUUUGGAGGCUCCCAGUAAAGUACUUGAAGGAGCGCAGUAUGCGCCUCUCGCUGCGAUUCUCGCGUUUGCGCGAUGCGGAGCUGCUGAAGCCGCACCGGAAAUUACGACAGUUGCGGAGGGCUACAACGUGAUUGCCAAGAUCCCAUGUGUUGGGUGCCCUUUCCUAUACCAAGACACAUCAAAAGGCAACGAUGCGCCGUGGGCUCAGAGAAAAGACGACAACGCUCUGCUUCUGAACAUCUCCCUUCCCUACGACUCAGCGCAUCUAAGCAUCAACAAUGCCCCACUUUUAGGAGACUCCAAGAUUCUACCAAAGGUAUACGUUAACCAAGUCUUGUUGGACACAUCGAAAGAUGAUCUCGACAAGCUCGUCGCAUCUGAUCAACUCGACAACGUUGGGGGCGCUUACUUUGGCGCUUCAUAUGCUUACUCCCUGCGCCACGUCAAAGACUCCAAUGCAUUAGUGUUGCACUUCGAUAUCAUGCAAUUGUGGACUGAUCUGACUUCUCCGGAUCUCACAAUCGUCAUGGAUAGGAAAGAGCAGAAGAUUCUGGAACUCGUCCUCCUGCAGCGUCCCCUGCUGUCCGCCGGUGACCCAGCAAGCGCAUACGAGAUUAUUCGCGCUGCACUCAUCCCGCGCGCACAGUCAAGCAUCAAUGGCAAACGAAUACAAAAAACGGCAAUGUGGUUCCACGAUUGGGACGACAAUGGCAAGAAGGGUACAGCGAAUCAUGUUGUCAACUCGGCUUCUGCGUCCUUUGUAACCUGGCUUAGUUCCGGUAUCUGGUCCCUAUUCAUCUUCAUCCUCGCAGUCAUGGCGCUGUUUGUUGUCGUGUGCAUGUUUUGCAUAUUUGGUUGUGGAUGGCACAAAGAUGAGUAUGAAACAGCACAACAUGGAAAGCGCAGCAGUGGGAAGGGUGCUUGGGGCGGAAACGACAUUGAGGCCGUGCGGAGGUUCAUGACGCCUGAAGAGCUGGGACUCCGAGGCAGUGGGAGGGUUGUGGGGGUUGGGAAAAGCGAUUGA